Molecule: messenger RNA, 720 nt
Organism: Psilocybe cubensis
Lineage: Eukaryota; Fungi; Basidiomycota; Agaricomycetes; Agaricales; Agrocybaceae
Exons: 8
Coding region: 1-720 (239 amino acids)
Source: RefSeq, a predicted model, not a curated record
AUGUUCAGCAUAUCCACGGCUGACAUGGUCAUAUCGGUUUACUAUCUUUUUCGGUAUACUCUUAACAACUUGGUUAUACCAAGUCGCUACCCGACAAUUCUAUUCUUCAUCACGAACAACGCAUUUGCAGACGCUAUUCUAAUAUAUCGCUUCUAUACCAUUUGGUGUCGAGAAAAGCGCUAUAUCCUUCCUCCAUCUGUUAUUCUUUUAUGCUCUUCCAUAUUCGGAUAUCUCUUUUCCAAUUCUCCUUCAGACCGCCUUUACAAACUCGUCCCUGUCUCGAUGUGGAUGACUUUUGGGCUUAAUGCCUGCUUGACAUUACUUAUAGCGGGCAGAUUAUUCUGGUCCGGGCGGAAUUCGAGUCCUAUACUUGGGCCAGAUCUCUCACGGAGGUAUUUCUGUCUCUGUGCCCUAAUCAUAGAUUCAGGUUCUAUAUACUCUACGUAUCUGCUACUGGACCUGAUAACACACUGGACACUCUUAAGGGCAGGCUUGAACCAAAUAGUUGGAAUGGUUCCUACUUUGAUCAUUAUUAGAAUUAGCCUCCGCAGGGCUUCUUUGAAUGGAUCCACAAUCUUACCACGCGCCGGAGGCUCCAGUACGCCAGUUCUCGACUCUAUCUUCAGUACAGUUGGUACUGGGGCGCCCAACACUGCGCCUCAGUCACCUCGUGGAGGGGGAGGCGAACAAUUGCCUCAUGAGCUUACCGAGACGGCCUGA